Molecule: messenger RNA, 3143 nt
Organism: Micropterus dolomieu (smallmouth bass)
Lineage: Eukaryota; Metazoa; Chordata; Actinopteri; Centrarchiformes; Centrarchidae
Gene: scarb2c
Product: scavenger receptor class B, member 2c
Exons: 12
Coding region: 112-1557 (481 amino acids)
Biological process (GO): receptor-mediated endocytosis; protein targeting to lysosome
Cellular component (GO): cytoplasm; membrane; lysosome
Molecular function (GO): scavenger receptor activity
Source: RefSeq, a predicted model, not a curated record
AGCAAGUUCCUGGUCGAUGAAAACAAAACAAACAGCGUAGACACAGUAGCUAAUGUCACAACUGCUGUUAUCAGAUUAAUAAAUUAUCAGAUAUCAGGCUGCUGUUUCAUCAUGCAACUGAAAUCCUGUUGUAUUUACAGUGUCGGACUUUUUUCCAUGCUGACUUUGAUCGCGGGUAUUUCUUUGGUGUUGUCUAACGUGUUUCCAAAUUUCGUACAGUCAGAGGUUAAAAAGGAAAUAGUUUUGGAGAAUGGCACAGAGGCGUUUGAGGCCUGGGAGAAUCCACCAGCCCCGAUUUACAUGCAGUUUUACUUCUUUAAUCUGACCAAUCCCCUGGAGGUGCUGGAUGGGGACAGGCCCGCGGUGGUGGAGAUUGGACCAUAUACAUAUAGAGAGUACCGGCCUAUGGAGCAAGUACACUUCCAAGAUAAUGGCACUAAAGUAACAGCUGUCAACACUAAGACUUACAUAUUCCAGCUUAACAUGUCCCGAGGUCCAGAGAGUGACCUCAUCAGGACAGUCAACAUCCCUGCAAUGACAGUGAUGGAGAAAUUCAAGGAUCACUCUGUUGUGGCCAAUGUGAUCUCUGCCUACAUGAGGGGCACAGGUGAACGCCUGUUCACCACCCGCACAGUGGGGGAGCUGCUGUGGGGAUAUGAAGACGGCCUGCUCAAAGCCCUCAGAGUUGUACAACCUGAUCUGGAUGAUGUUUUCGGUCUCUUCUACAAGAACAAUGCUUCCAAUGACGGUGAAUAUGUGUUUUUCACUGGACAGCAAAACUCCAAGGACUUUGCAAGAGUGGAUACAUGGAACGGUGAAAGUUCACUGAAUUGGUGGACAUCUGAUGAGUGCAACAUGAUCAAUGGAACCAAUGGAGCGUCUUUCCAUCCAAUCGUCACCAAGAACGAGACACUCUACAUGUUCAUCUCCGAUCUUUGCAGGUCUCUGUACGCCAAGUAUGAGGAGGACGUGACAGUGAAGGGGAUCCCUGGGUAUCGCUUCAGUCCCCCUAGCAAGGUGUUUGCUAAUAUGACCGUGAACCCAGCCAACGCGGGCUUCUGUGUCCCUGCUGGAAAUUGCCUGGGCUCUGGCCUUCUGAAUGUCAGCACAUGUAAACAAGGAGCUCCCAUCAUAAUGUCCUCGCCACACUUCUACCAGGCAGAUGAGAAAUUUGUUCAGGAUGUAUUUGGCAUGAGGCCUAACAAGGAGCAGCACCAGACUUUGAUUGAUAUCAAUCCGCUUACAGGAAUCAUCCUGCAAGCAGCAAAGCGACUCCAGGUCAACGUGUUUGUUGAGAAAAUCCCCACCUUCAGUCAAACAGGAAACAUGAGGACAGUGGUCUUUCCUGUGGUUUAUCUCAAUGAGAGCGUUGUCAUCGACGACUCAUCAGUCCUGAAGCUGAAGGCGAUUGGUGUCAAGGAGAAUGUCGUGGUGAACAUUCCGUUCAUGCUGAUUGGUCUAGGAAUCGUCCUGGGAGGAGUCUUCAUGUUCCUGAUGUGUCGACAGAAGGUGCCUGAGAGCACUGCUGGUGAACGACAGCCCCUGCUCUCGUCAUAGCACCAAACAGGAUGUGAAAGGAGAAUUGCCAUGUUUGCAGUAUAAUUCAAUAUUUCAAGGCUUCAAUGGAUCUGCAGUAUUUACCAUUAAUCCCCAAGUAACCGUUUCCAUUGAUAACCUUUCCACCUUUUAAUCUGUUUUUUUUUAUCUAAAGUUUUAGGAAACAAAGUGGAGAGGACUCUUUACAGAGUUGGGGUUAAUGUCUUCCUUUCAAGUCUAGAAAUGAUGCUAAAAUCCCCAUUUUUAAAAAAAUGAAUUCUUAAAUUGAAUCUAUUUUGCUUUUUACUUCUUAAUAUAGGAUUUUGGAUAGAAACAACAUGAUUUGAAUACUACCAAAUCUGAAUUUGAAUUGUCUGGAGAGCCAGAAUUGAAGUGAACUAACCUCCGGGGAUUUAAGUUAAAUACUCUUAAGUGUCACUCUUAAGUAUUUGAACACAGUCCAUAUUUUUUGUGUGUUUGUGUUUGUAUCCAAAUGAUUAAUGACUACAGAACUGAAAUAGUGACAAAAGAAUACUGUCAGCAUGUGUUUUUAAAAGUGGGCCAAUACGAUCUGGAGAGAUUGUUGAGGCGUUAGUAAGGAGGCUUACGCAGCUUUUGCAAGAGAGAAAUGCUUUUUAAUAAUUUUGUAACAUCAUUUGACAUUUCUGAAUUGUUGCAAAGUGAAUAACAAAGUCAAGGUGUGCAACUGCUGGCAUAAUGCUUUAAUUUUAAUGUGAUGAAUAUUAUUUAUGUUUCCUUAAAUGUCAGAAAACGUUUCUCAUGUAAUUUUAAUGUCUAAGGAGUUGCGUCUUGUGAGAACAUUUGAUGGUUUUUGUUCAGACUUUCCUUUCAGUCUCUUGGGCUGGCUGGAGCUCUGAUUCUGUAGUGAACCGGAUCAGCUUCCUUUUAAAACCACGUACUGUGUCGUAGCCUUCAGUGGAAAUCCUGUUACUCACAAUACAUCUCAUUAGUAUAAUGUGGAAUAACAUCCAAAUAGUAUUACUUCAGCAGUAGUCAAAGCUUUUUCCUGGUGCGGUGUAUGAUGUCUUGCCUCAUGAUGGUGUGAAGGCUGUUUUCUUUCCCCUCAUUCAUUCAUUGAAUUUCUACUGAUAUCAUGCUAAAAUCAGUGGAUGAACAAGAUCAUGCCACUACUACUGAUAAAUGUUUGCUGAAAUACAAAAAAAAGGUUUUGCCUUUCAACCACUAGGAGUUGUCCGUGUUCUCAUGGUUAAAGUCUGCACUUCGAAACAGCGUUAUCAGCAUUAUUGUGACUUUAUUUAAAAACAUGUUUUUUUUAUUGGGCUAGAGCUGACCUGUUCUUAAAAUGAAAUUGAUUUUAUGUCCAACACUACACAGAAUGUCACUAUAAUAGUCACUUUUGUUUGAAUAAUGUAAUUUGAAUAACCACUGUUUCACUCACAUCACUGACAGGUUGUCUUGUGUUUUUGUUGUCUUUAUUUUAUAUGUAAAAGUAAUUUGUUUACAUUACAAUACAUACAGUAAAAUCAAUUUGUAAUGACUGUUUACGUACUCUCAAUAGGUCACAUAUCUAACAAUUUACACAGUAUCUUUUCAUUUACAAAUUCAAUAAACCUGCUUCAUAUUCA